UAGAUGAUCUUUCCUCUUUUUCUCUACAAAAUUUUAUUUUCAUCUUAAUUUUUUUUGGGUUUUGGGUUGUCUCUUUUGAAUCAGAGUGAACCCUAACUUCUGUUUCUUUCUUUUCAUUUCUUUUGGAUUGAAACGAUCAAACGGAGAAAUGGGUUCUGAAGGAUCCGGAGUUGUUGUGCCUAGGAAUUUCAGAUUGCUAGAAGAGCUUGAGAGAGGUGAAAAGGGAAUUGGAGAUGGAACUGUUAGCUAUGGAAUGGAUGAUGCUGAUGAUAUAUACAUGCAGUCAUGGACUGGGACUAUUAUCGGCCCACCAAAUACUGUUCAUGAGGGACGCAUCUACCAGUUGAAAUUAUUCUGUGGCCUGGAUUAUCCAGAUAAUCCGCCAAAUGUGAGGUUCCAAACCCGGAUGAACAUGACCUGUGUCAAUGAGGAAACUGGAGUGGUCGAACCUAGCCUUUUCCCCAUGCUUGCUAAUUGGCAAAGGGAGUGUACAAUGGAAGAUAUAUUGACUCGGCUGAAGAAAGAAAUGAUGUCUCCACAGAAUCGGAAGCUUGCUCAGCCUCCUGAAGGCAAUGAAGAGGCAAGCCUCGAACAAAAGGGCUUGGUGCUGAAAUGUUGCAUCAUUUAAACUUCAUCAGAGUUUGAACAUAAUGUAUAUAAAAUCUAUACGCCUGGUAAUUCCAGUGGCUAUCUUAGUACCAUCAAUAUAUAUAUAUAUGUGUGUGUGUGUGUUAUGCUUUUGUAUGGGAAAGAUGUCCUCGUUCCCACCAAAUGGUGGUUAAAUAAAUGGAACUUCUUAAUGAACUGAUGACAUUCGAAAAUUUAUGACUUGUGCUCACUGC
Hibiscus syriacus is the source of this 842-nucleotide messenger RNA. Its product is annotated as ubiquitin-conjugating enzyme E2 variant 1A-like. Gene Ontology annotation, cellular component: nucleus. NCBI's taxonomy places the organism in Eukaryota, Viridiplantae, Streptophyta, Magnoliopsida, Malvales, Malvaceae. Gene Ontology annotation, biological process: protein K63-linked ubiquitination; DNA damage tolerance. The coding region runs from base 149 to 628 and encodes 159 amino acids. The record is from RefSeq and is a predicted model, not a curated record. The transcript is spliced from 5 exons.